UUCGCUACCCGUCGCGGUUUUUAAUCGUUAUAAAAAGCACCAAAAUGGCAUUAAAAAGAAUAACCAAAGAACUUGUAGACUUGGGUAGAGAUCCUCCAGCACAGUGUUCGGCCGGUCCCGUUGGUGAGGACCUAUUUCAAUGGCAGGCAACGAUUAUGGGUCCGACGGAAAGUCCGUACCAAGGCGGUGUUUUUUUUUUGACCAUACACUUCCCAACGGAUUACCCCUUUAAACCACCCAAGGUGGCGUUCACUACGCGGAUUUACCAUCCCAACGUCAACAGUAAUGGAUCGAUUUGCCUCGACAUUCUACGUUCGCAAUGGUCGCCGGCGCUAACAAUCUCGAAAGUGUUGCUGUCGAUCUGUUCCCUGCUGUGCGACCCAAAUCCAGACGACCCACUGGUGCCCGAGAUCGCCCGAAUGUACAAAACGGAUGCAGCAAAAUACAACGAGUUGGCUCGCGAAUGGACACGAAAGUAUGCGAUGUGAUGCGCCCUAACCUCCAAUCACUGUCAGCAGCAGCAACCGUGGCAUACGGAAAACAACAGCAGCAACUUCGAAAGAAAACUUCUCAUAAAAUACAGUGGCUCCGGGCGGAAUAGUCGCAGGCCCUUCAACACCGUUUUGGCCAAUCCUAUCGUUUUCAUCUAACGUUCAGCGACAGCGCUAGUGAAAUAAAACUGU
This is a messenger RNA of Anopheles bellator, 683 nucleotides long. Its product is annotated as ubiquitin-conjugating enzyme E2-17 kDa-like. Gene Ontology annotation, biological process: ubiquitin-dependent protein catabolic process; protein polyubiquitination. The transcript has a single exon. The record is from RefSeq and is a predicted model, not a curated record. Gene Ontology annotation, molecular function: ubiquitin conjugating enzyme activity. Gene Ontology annotation, cellular component: nucleus. NCBI's taxonomy places the organism in Eukaryota, Metazoa, Arthropoda, Insecta, Diptera, Culicidae. Bases 45 to 488 code for a protein of 147 amino acids.